UCCUACUUCCCUCCUCCUAGGACUUCCAAACAAAAAGAAAGUUUGGUGGCAGCAGAUUUAUGAGGUAUAAAUUGGUAGGGUGGGGGCUUGGCCUGACAUCAACUCUCAGUGUCUCAGUCACAGCACUCCUUUGCAGUUUGCAAACAUGUCUCACGGUGCAGCUCAGGGCAGCAUGGGCAGCCACUCCUCUAUGGGUGUGCAGAACUACAUGCUGAUCUGCUACGAGUAUGAAAACUUCCAAGGGCGUAGAGUGGAGUUCAACUCCGACUGCUGUAACCUGUGUGAUCGCGGUUUUGACCAAGUGAAGUCCAUCCGAGUUGAAUGUGGGCCAUGGGUGGCAUAUGAGCAGAAGGACUUCUCUGGGGAAAUGUUCAUUAUGGAGAAAGGAGAGUACCCCCGAUGGGAUUCAUGGUCUAACUGUUUCCGGGCCGACAGGAUCAUGUCCCUGAGGCCAGUCCGUAUGGAUUCACAGGACUACAAAAUCUCCCUUUUUGAAUGUGCCAACUUUGAGGGUAGGAAGAUGGAGGUCUGCGAUGAAGACAUCCCAAGCAUGUGGUCUUAUGGAUUCCAGGACAGGGUUGGCAGUGUCCAAGUCCUUGGAGGAACAUGGGUUGGAUACCAAUAUCCUGGCUACAGAGGAUAUCAAUAUCUGAUGGAAUGUGGACCCUACAAGCACUGGAACAACUGGGGAGCCAGUCAGCCCCAGAUCCAGUCCAUCCGCAGGGUGAAGGACAUGCAGUGGUGCAAGAGAGGGACCUUUGCAGUUGUGAAUUAAAAUUACACAAAGCAUGAAACCCAAUCUGACUGUCAAAACAAAGGGACUUGUUUCUUUUUUUUAACCAUUUCAGUUUACUGUUAAAGGAAACAGCUGUUACAAUUCCUAUGCUGCCUUUGAAGCUAUUAAUGAAAUCAUUUGACUAGGUAAAAGUUUAGUUGGGAUCAGAUCCAGCUGAAUAAACAUACCCACUGCCCUGAUACGAUACUGUAUAUCUGCUGUUACCAUUGCAAACCAUGGACAAUCUCAGGCAUCAUUGUCCACUGAGUAUUUAUCUGUUAACCCAGCAUGUCUAUCUGUAAGGGGACAGUGGAUAUAGUGUGCAUUUGCCUCUUUUCUCCACCUUUGCAAUGGCCAGUUCUUGGUCUUCCUGCAAUGGUUCAUUUCUAGGGUCUAAACACAUGCACGGCCAAAAAAAAUCCCAAAUAAUUCCUAGAAUGAACAGAUAGCUUGAAGUUACUAUGGCUCCAUGCCAUUGGCAUCGGGUUUGGUUCUCCAUUAUGCUGCUAGAAGUCUGGAUUUCCUCUUGUAAGGAAGCGAAUUCCUUUCUAGAGAGACAAUUCAGACAAAGGCCUGAAAGAGCUACUUGAUGUUAUCUAAACCAUAUGGGCUUCACGAGUCAGGACUCUUACUGUUCUAUUUCUCAGGGAGAAACAAGUCUUGUCUUACUUCAGUAAUCCACAAUCAGUAGGUGAAUGCAAAUAUUUCACUGUCCAUCAUGCACUGAACUCUGCUAUCAGAUAUGCUGAUCCAUUGAUGGUAAUGUCAAUCUCUUUGCAGUAAUAAAUUAUAAUAUAACCAAA
This is a messenger RNA of Xenopus laevis (African clawed frog), 1578 nucleotides long. It is a transcript of the gene cryba1.2.L, whose product is annotated as crystallin beta A1 gene 2 L homeolog. Gene Ontology annotation, molecular function: structural constituent of eye lens. The coding region runs from base 146 to 775 and encodes 209 amino acids. Gene Ontology annotation, biological process: visual perception; lens development in camera-type eye. The transcript has 6 exons. The record is from RefSeq and is a predicted model, not a curated record. Lineage: Eukaryota; Metazoa; Chordata; Amphibia; Anura; Pipidae.